AAGAAAUUAUUGUAGUCAACUAAUGCAAGCGCUUGUGUACAUGACAGCCAAGCAGCGAUUGUCAAAUUAGUUGUUGAGAAGGUUUUGGAGAAGCUAGAGAUGAAAGGAAAAUCAGUGACUGGACAUUUAAUUGGACUUGAGGAUCGGGUAAAACAAUUGACAGAGUUAUUAGAUGUCAACCAUCAGGAUGCGCGGCUCAUUGGAAUUCACGGAAAGGGUGGUAUCGGUAAAACGACCAUUGCCAAAAACAUCUUCAAUAAACUAUCUUCCCACUUUGGAAAGUGUUGUAGCUUCCUUGAGAACAUACGAGAAAGCUUCUUGACCAAGGAGGGCAUACUCCAGUUACAAAGGAAAUUAUUGUCUGACAUUGUUGGUUUUGGAUCUGCAGAACAAUUAAUGGAUAGCGAGCAAGCAAUAAGGAGGAUUGGAGACACACUUAGCACUAAGAAUGUCCUUUUAGUUCUGGAUGAUGUUGAUAAAAAAGAGCAUAUUAAGAAACUAAUAGGAGUUUAUUCAUUACAUUCAGGGUCUAGGAUAAUCAUUACAACAAGAAACAAAAUUGUUUUGAAUGUUAAGGGACUUAAAGAUGAAAUUCUAUGCUAUGAGAUGCUAAAGAUGGAUGAUGCUCCUGCGCUUCGCCUUUUUUGUCAGCAUGCCUUUGGUAGAGAAUUUCCUUUCGACAUUUAUCAUGGGCUUUCAAAUAAAAUUGUCUCAAUUAUGAGAGGGCUCCCUUUGGCUAUAGAAGUAAUAGGUUCAUUACUUAAUGGUAAAGAUGAAGCAUUUUGGAAAGAGAUGUUGGAUAGGUUAAGGGAAGUACCUGAGGAAGACAUCAUGGAGACGUUGAGGAUUAGCUUUGAUAACCUGGACAAAUAUCAGCAACAAAUUUUUCUUGAUAUAGCAUGCUUCUUCUACAAUGAGAAUAAGGCUGAUGCAAUUUACAUGUGGGCUGAUUGUCAAUUGUAUCCCAUAAGAGGACUAAAAGUUCUUAUCGAUAGGUGCUUGAUAAAGAUAUUGGACAAUGAUAACAUCUGGAUGCAUGAUCAACUUAUAGAAUUGGGAAGGCGUAUUGUCCGUCAAGAAAGUCCAUUCAAUCUAGGAAAGCGUAGUAGGUUGUGGAUUACACAAGAGGCCCUUGAAAUCAUAAGAACCAAAAAGAGGAAGGAUGAGAUUCAAGCUCUUAAGAUAUUUAGAUCUGCUGACCCCAUAGAGAUUACCAAUGAAGAGUUUGAAAGGUUAAAAAAUCUAAGAUUCCUCGAGCUACACUGGGGAACUUAUGUUGGGGAUUUUGCGACGUGCCAUUCAAAUUUGAGAUGGUUUUCUUGGCAUUCUCCUCAGGACUUUAGGGCAACCAAUAUGUAUUUGGAUCGUCUUGUUGUUUGUAAACUCAACACUAUUGACUUCAAGGAUGAUUCAAAAGCAUGGGACUUGAUUAAGAGGGCACAAAAUUUAAAAGUUCUAUCUAUUACUCGGUGUUCUAGCAUAACAACAAUCCCAGACUUCUCCAAAUGCUCGUGUUUAGAGAGGUUGACUCUUGCGGACUGCUUCAAUCUAGAGAGAAUUGAGAGCUUCAUAGGAGAUCUAGUGUCGUUGAUUGAAUUAAAGAUUGAAGAGUGCGGUGGUCUUACUGAAUUGCCUAAAGAAUUGGGGGCAUUGGUGAAGCUUAAGCACUUUUCAUUGUCGGGAUGUAGAGGGUUGAGAGAACUUCCUAGUUCACUUGGAAAUUUAACCUCAUUAACAGAGUUGGACUUAUCAGGUACCAACAUUGCUAAACCUCCUAGAAUGCCUUUGUUGCGUCAUGCACAGGAGAUUCCUCCGGAUGCAUCUGACUUUAAAUCCAAGUCAGACAAGACCGAAGGCGGUGAAAAGGCCAUAGCUUGGUGGACGAGCAAAGAAUGCAAACAAGAAAUGGAACAGUUCCUAAAGCAAUCUCUCCUUCCUCUUUUGAGGAUGCCAUCUUGUGUUGGACUUUAA
This is a messenger RNA of Eucalyptus grandis, 1971 nucleotides long. Its product is annotated as disease resistance protein RUN1-like. The transcript has 5 exons. The record is from RefSeq and is a predicted model, not a curated record. Gene Ontology annotation, molecular function: ADP binding; protein binding. The coding region runs from base 100 to 1971 and encodes 623 amino acids. NCBI's taxonomy places the organism in Eukaryota, Viridiplantae, Streptophyta, Magnoliopsida, Myrtales, Myrtaceae. Gene Ontology annotation, biological process: defense response.